ACAACAAUUAUCUUUGAAACUCUCUCUUUAUCUCUCUUAGAUCUAUGCCUGAAGUGGAAGUAGAUAACAACGAAGACAAGCCUUCCGAGAUUAACAGGGUCCAUCACAUGAUCAUCAGUAGUAGUAGAAAUGUGUUGAAAAUGGAAACAGUUGAACUGAGCAAGAAGAGGAAGUUUCAGACAGAUCAAUCCGAGUUAUCAUUAUUACCUCUGUCCAAGCACGUUUGUUUCGCCAAUGUUGCUUGUUCUGAAAAUACCAAUGGUAGCUCGGAGAUUGAUACAGAGUGUUCAAUGUCAUAUGUGAACUCAACAGCUUCUAUGGAAUGUAACAACGAGGUUGAGAUGAAAGAGGAAUCAACUGGAUCGUGCGGGGGAGACAAGAUGACCUGUUUCGAUAGCCAUCUUGAUUUCAUCUAUGGUACUCAGAAAACAGAGGAUUACUCAGAGAAAGACAUUGAAAACAUUCUCUAUCUCGAUGACGAUGACGAAGAAGCUAAAGGAUGUAGUAAUGCUGCCAAGUUUGUUCUGUCAUCUGGGAGAUGGACUAUUAACCAAGCAGAUUCUACUCUACACGACACACAGAAGCCUACAAUUGAUCAAGAAUUUGAACAAUACUUCUCAACGCUAAUGCUGUGACUAAAUGAUGUUUAGGACUCAAGACAUAUAUGAAGAGAUGUACAUAGAGAGCUGUACUCGUUCUGUUUUGAUUCUUGUCAAACCUUUAAAAUGUUCAACUCAAAAGUAAUUAGAGAGCUUCUUUUAAAUGUUUGUAAUUUUGUAAACAGCUUACAAAUAAACCAGAGUCUUUUUUUUGUUCAA
Molecule: messenger RNA, 818 nt
Organism: Capsella rubella
Lineage: Eukaryota; Viridiplantae; Streptophyta; Magnoliopsida; Brassicales; Brassicaceae
Product: protein FAR-RED ELONGATED HYPOCOTYL 1
Biological process (GO): response to red or far red light
Source: RefSeq, a predicted model, not a curated record